Molecule: messenger RNA, 4205 nt
Organism: Perca flavescens (yellow perch)
Lineage: Eukaryota; Metazoa; Chordata; Actinopteri; Perciformes; Percidae
Product: gastrula zinc finger protein XlCGF28.1
Exons: 4
Coding region: 215-1501 (428 amino acids)
Biological process (GO): regulation of DNA-templated transcription
Molecular function (GO): RNA polymerase II cis-regulatory region sequence-specific DNA binding; DNA-binding transcription factor activity, RNA polymerase II-specific
Source: RefSeq, a predicted model, not a curated record
CACGUCACUUCCUUCAUCUGCAUUCGCGGCUCUAGCUGUGUGUUUGCUACGCUAUUCGUCUGCAUGAUUUACUAAAUAUGUCCGAUUUAAACACUUUUAUAAAUGAAUUCACACUCAUUGUGAACAACCUGGCCAAGACGGUGAUCGCGGAGGCUGACAAAGUCUCGUUGAAUCCACAAAAUCCCGAAACAGAGCUGGACAUAAAUCUGUCUCCAUGAACCCGUCAGGGGACAGUGAGUGCUCUGCCUCCUCGCCUCCCCCACAGGCAGAUGUCCCGGACCACAAGUACGCUCGGUCGUCCUCUCAGCUGCCCAGCGGCGCCUCAUCGGUGGGGGGCGGGGCCUCCGCAACACACAGCAGGAAACAGCGGCGUAAGCCAAGCCAAGUUGUGACUGUGGGGACAACGAGCAGUCCUGUCCCAGGACAGCGUAGGGACGAAGAGGCGACAGACGGCUACCGGCAGUGUUCGCGGUGUGAGAAGCUGUUUCCAAACGCAGAGCGACUGUCUGACCACGAGAGGAAGUCUCACCCCGUGUGCUCGGUCUGCGGGGCGGCUUUCACGGGACACCAGAGACUGCGCGAACACGUGACGACGGAGCACGGCCUGCUGCCGUACGGCUGCAGCUUCUGCCCCAAGAGGUUCGACCACAACGCUCACCGCAACCUGCACGUGAAGACGCGGCACACGGGGGAGAAAAGCUGCCGCUGCGACCUCUGCGGGAAGGCGUACUCGUGCGUCAGCCUGAUGAAGACCCACAGGCUGACGCACGCGGAGAAGACCUUCAUCUGCGACGUCUGCGGGAAGAGGUUCUUCCACGCAGGCCACCUGACGCGCCACAAAGCAGCGCACCAGGAACUGCGGCGGCACCGCUGCAACGUCUGCGGGAAGGGCUUCACGCAGGCCGGCAAUCUGCUGCGUCACCAGCUGGUGCACCGGGACGUCCUGCCGUACCGGUGCACGAUCUGCGGGAAGGGCUUCACGCAGGCCGCCGGCCUGUGCAUGCACCAGGCUUCGCACAACGGAGAGAGGCAGCUCUGCUCCGUCUGCGGGAAGAGCUACCGCUGCCUGAAGAACCACGUCAUCUGCAAACACUCUCAGGAUCUCCCCGCCGACGAGCUGCCAAACGGAGACGCCAUCAUAACCUGCGAGCUUUGCGGCAAGAAGUUCCCCCACCUGUCGCAGUUCAGAGUGCACCAGCGCAGCCACACGGGGGAGAAACCCUUCGGCUGCGCCGCGUGCGGGAAGACUUACGCCAUGAAGCAGCAGCUGAGGGACCACAUGUACACGCACAGCGGCGAGAAGCCGUUCCGCUGCUCGCUCUGCGGCAAAAGCUUCCACCUGCGCGCCAGCUUCAGCCGCCACCGCAGCAUCCACAGCGGAGAGACACCGUUCGGCUGCUCGCUCUGCGGGAAGCACUUCCGCCUGCAGUCCUUCCUGAAGGCUCACCUGCAGACCAAAGCUCACCUGAAGCAGACGCAGAGCGCCACCGCUCACCUCUGACCUCGCAGUUACGCUGCACGGGCUAAAAUAGGGCUGGGACGAUAUGCCUUUCCGAAGCUUCAUUUGGCCAUCGCUACUAACUGACAUUAGUUAUAGUACAUGUUUCAGUAACAUAUCAAGCUAACAAUGAAGAAACUAAAAAGUUGAAAUGUAUUCAUUUUAAUUUAUUCAUCUCUGCUCAGCAUCUCAAAAUAAUCUGUUAUAAUCUUAAAAUAUUGACUUACAUCAAAACUACACAGACAUUAAACACUAAAACAAUCCCAACAAUGUAAAUGGAUUGACAGAACAGAACAAUAAUAAUGUUUCAUCUAAACAUCCAUACUUACAUGUAUAAACAUCAGUAUGAAACCGGCAAGUUAACUCGGAAAUACGGAAGCAAGUAAACCUUCUUAUAAGAGACUUACGAGUAAAUGAUAGUGAAGUAAGUGGUCAAUUCUACUCAUGUGCUUUUUUUUUUUAACGUGCCUUUGUUGUGACCUUUUUAUUGAUUGAUUUGAGUUUAUUUCAUUUGUCUUUAUGAAGUUUUAGACCACUUCUCUCUAGUUGCCCCUCCUAUUGAGUGUGGCUGUAAUUCCUGUCACUUUUUAGUAUCGCCUCCAUUUGUAUAUUCUCUUUUAUUUCUGAUUAUUUUUAGAUUGCAUUAGGAUUACUUUUAGCUUUUUGAAACCUUUUGUUGGGUUUCAUUCAGCUGUCUCCUUUAUCGCUGCAAUCAGUUUACUACCCUUUAUAUUAACAACCAUUAUUCUGUUUAUAUUCAUUCUAUAUAUAAUAGAUGGGCCACAUUAACAUUUUGGAAGUGAAUAGUUGUUUACUAUUAUUAUCACCACCCUAAAACUACAGACUCUAUCAGACCUGUUUUGUCACACAGACCUGUGUGUGGGGGUGUGUGUCGGUGCAUCAGAGAACGACAGCUUUCCUCUGUUCCAGUCCAGAGUCACUCUGAUCCUCUGGAGCUGCUUCUCAAACAGGAGAUCUGGAUCUGAUGGAGACCACACUGAGUAUUCACCUUCAGAGAAAUGUAUUGUCAAUAAUCCACACCGUAUGCUUCCAUUCCUCUGGACAGACUCUGCUAACACACACAGUUCCCAAUCUGUACUGUCUCCAACCUCGAUAUCCCAGCUGUGAGUCCUCUGAGUUAAAGCCCUCAGAGCCCAGGACAGAAGAGAUAAUCAAUCCUCUCUGGAUUAUCAGGAAGCUGCUGUUUCUCUCCCCAUGUUACACUGGUCAGAUCUUCAGACAGGUUCAGAUGAGCAGUGUUUGGGUCCAGAACCAGAGGAGUGUAGAAGACCAUGUCCUUCAUCUUGUUCCAGAUGUUGAAGCUCAGGUUGCCCAGGUGUUUGGCCUCGUCUAUCAGAGCUCCUGAGAGCAGCUGUGAAUCAUCCAGCAGGGGGCUCUGCUGGACUCUUUCCACUGCAGCCUUGUAGUUGAUCAUGUCCUUCAUCUUGUUCUGGCCUUGAAGAUCUCUUACGAACUGGACACGCCUGUGUCUGUUUCUCUGCCCAACAGCUCUUCAAACAGUCUCUACAGAAGCUGUGGCUGCAUGACAGAAGAACAGGAUCUCUGAAGAUUUCAUGACUUCUCCUUAAGGGCUCCAGAGUUUCCUGAAGUUCCUUCUUGUGUUGUCUUGCAGCUUCAUUGAUGGGUCUGAUUAUGUGGUGGAAGUGUGUUUCUGAAUGUAGACAGACGACACACACUGGCUGCUGAUGGUCCAGACAGAAGAGUUUGAGUUUCUCCGAGUGCAGACUGCAGAGAGCCUCUGAAGCUCUCUGAUCUCUCUGCUGUAAGAAACUCUCACACAGCUUCUUUAAGUCCAGGUUACGAGGUGGUUCUGGCUUUGAAGAUCUUGUCUUCCUUCCUCUGGACAGACUCUGCUAACACAUCCAGUACCCAGUCUGUACUUUCUCCAACCUCAACAUCCCAGCUGUGAGUCCCUGAGUUAAAGCCCUCAGAGCCCAGGACAGAGUAGUAAUAAUAAACCCUCUCUGGAUUAUCAGGAAGCUGCUUUUUCUCUCCCCAUCUCACACUGGUCAGAUCUUCAGACAGGAUGAGUUUUGGAUAAGCAGUGUUUGUCUUCAGCUCUCAGCUGCUCCUCUGUGUCUGAAAGAGCUGCUCUCUCUCUGCUCAGGCAGCUGAUGAGUUUUAUCUUAAAGGGACAGGUCAGAUGUGUUUUUCAGUGUGGAUAUUUGAGCUACUUCUCCAUAGUCAGAAGCUGUGUUUCAACAUGCCCUACUUCACUUCCCCUCCGCCCUUGGUACGGAGCAGAGGAAAAGUGGGCGGGGGAUUGAAAUGGAACGCACCCUUUGUUCACUUUCAGCCCAAACUAUAAGGAUCGACUGUCAGUUGUAGGCCCAUAGCGCUACUGCUGUUUUAUUUUCCGAUCUUAUUUCCAUUAAUUAUUGCCUUCUAUCCCCGUUUUCAUGUUCAUUCUAUGUCUGCUUAUGUCAUGCUAUUUCCUUAUUGUACAGUAGCGCUAUUUCUUGUAUAAAAGGCACCAUUCAAAUUUCAUAUAAAGUAUCAGUGUUUUUUCCACAUCAUUAAUACCUGCACUCACUUAAAUAUUGGUAAUCAAUUGCAUGGGUCUCUGAUUUAUAAAGUUUGUGAUCUGUAUCGUGAUUAAUCAUAUUGAUUUUUAUCUUGCAAAAACAAUGUGUCUUUAAUGCAUCUACAGACGAUGUUGGAAAUAAAGAAAUGACACAUACAACUU